Messenger RNA from Scheffersomyces stipitis CBS 6054, 1516 nucleotides. It is a transcript of the gene MP65, whose product is annotated as putative family 17 glucosidase. Bases 66 to 1175 code for a protein of 369 amino acids. Gene Ontology annotation, cellular component: cell surface; extracellular region; fungal-type cell wall. The record is from RefSeq and is a predicted model, not a curated record. Gene Ontology annotation, biological process: cell wall organization; carbohydrate metabolic process. Gene Ontology annotation, molecular function: 1,3-beta-glucanosyltransferase activity; glucan endo-1,3-beta-D-glucosidase activity. The transcript has a single exon. Lineage: Eukaryota; Fungi; Ascomycota; Pichiomycetes; Serinales; Debaryomycetaceae.
CCUAUAGUCACUCCUUUACAUCCCUAGUUAAUACCAGCCGUCCGUAUACUUACACUCCUUAGACCAUGUUGUUCAAGUCCAUCGUUCAAGCUGCCCUCGUAGCCUCGGCCAUUGCUGCUCCUUUGCAAGAGCACAAGCAUCACCAACACAAGCAAGAGAAGAGAGAAGUCAAGGUCGUCACCCAGACUUCCGUUGUUGUCGUCACCUUGGGUGCCGGUGACUUGACCACUACCUUGCCUCAAGUUACCAUCAACCCUGCCACUGGUGUCUCUGUCAACACUGACUACACUCCAAUUCCUCAAGAACACCCAGCCUCGUUCUCUAACCCUGAAUCCUUUGAAUCCGCCACUCCAGCCUCGACUUCCCCAGCUUCCACCAGCACUGCCUCCACUGGCGGUGACUUUGGUGCUGGUGCCAAGGGUAUCACUUACACUCCUUACUCUAAUGACGGUGGUUGUAAGCCUGCCUCUCAGAUUGCCUCUGAAGUUGCUCAAUUAUCUGGUUACUCCGUCAUUAGAUUGUACGGUGUCGACUGUGACCAGGUCAACGCUGUCUUAAGUGCUAAGGCCCCAAGCCAAAAGAUCUUUGCUGGUAUCUAUGACGUUUCCAACAUCGCUAGUGGUAUUCAAACCUUGGUUUCUGCCGUCAACGCUAACGGUGGCUGGGACAAUGUCCACACCGUCUCUAUUGGUAACGAAUUGGUCAACUCUGGCCAAGCCUCUCCUGCUCAAAUCAAGGGAUACGUCUCUCAAGGUAAGAGCUUGUUGUCUGCUGCCGGUUACUCCGGUCCUGUUGUUUCUGUCGACACCUUCAUUGCCGUCAUCAACAACCCAGAAUUGUGUCAAUACUCCGACUACAUGGCUGUCAACGCCCACGCCUUCUUUGACGGUUACUACACCGCUGACCAAGCUGGUGACUGGGUUCUUUUGCAGAUCCAAAGAGUGUGGAGCGCCUGUGGUGGUAAGCAGAAUGUUUUCGUCACCGAAACCGGCUGGCCAUCCAAGGGUGACACCAACGGUGUUGCCGUCCCUUCAAAGCCAAACCAAGAAGCUGCCAUCAGCUCCAUCAAGUCUAAGUGUGGUGAUUCCUCCAUUCUUUUCACUGCCUUCAACGACUUGUGGAAGGCUGACGGUGCUUUCAAUGCUGAAAAGUACUGGGGUAUCUUGUCUAACUAAAUGCCCUAACUGGUUUUCAUUCAUUGGUUUCUAUUGGUUAAAAAGCAUAUAAAAAGUUGGGAUCGUUGCUCUCUCUUAGUCUUUACCCUUUCUUUCACUUCGUAUUUUCAUCUUUCAUACGUAUUAUCAUCUCCAAUGUCCUUCGUUUUUAUAUUAUUCCACCAUCAUAUGAUCAACUACAUUCAUUUACUGACUACAAGGACAGCUGUUUAACUAUUGUUUACCAUUUGAAAAAAAAGUCGACUUCAGGUCAACGCUUGUUGUCUUCUUGGGCUUCGGCUCAAGUUUUUUUUUUGAUACCUAUAUAAUGUAGUAUAAUUUGAAUGUAUACUACAUUGCUG